AUCUUUUAAAAUAAAUACUCUAAAAAAUAAAGAAAAAAUAUAAAAAUGAUUAAAAGUGAAGAUAUGUUAGAUACUAACGGUUGUGGAUCUUUGAAUCCCUCUCAUGGCUUGCAUCAGUUGAGCAGCCACCACUCGUCGCUGUAUCGUAAUCUACCCGCGAAUAUUUUGGCCUCUAGCAAUUUUCAGCCCAUCAUGUAUGGUGCCAGUGCUGGUGACCACCACUUGAACUCGUCAUCAGUGAUGCGUAUGCAUCACGACUCUCCAGAAAUGAUCGAUGAAAAGCCCACAAUGUUACCCUCGUAUGCAAAUGAGCGUAAAUAUUAUGCCACAAUGAUGACUCAGCCAGAUUCCAUGAAUUAUGGUUUGACUUCGUUGCACAGCAUGACAACACCGCCGGCAUCUUCAAGUCCCAUCUCACCCUACGGUGUACUUUUAAGCAAUCAACAAAACAAUGUUAGUGGCAACGAUGAGGCGCCACCCUCUGGGAACUCAUCACCUUCAGCACAGCGCACACCGACGGAAAAUGAACUGCAGCAUUAUCACUCAGCGAAUGGCAAUAAAAUUGUAAAUCUUUUGCCCUCCACCAACGCACUGGGCCAACAGCUAAAUCAUCAUUACGCCUCCACCAUUAAAUACUGCUCCAGCAAACCCUCUUCGGAUUAUCUACAAAAUAACGAUCAUUCGGAUUUACAGGAUCAUCAUCAUCAGCAUCAUCAUCAUAAUCCCUCCAAUAACAAUGAUCAAAUGGAUUCUACAAAUUCCAAUGAACUUUUACAACAUUCAUUGCAACGUAUUCAACAUACCUCCACUUCGGGAGGAGUUAUAACAUCAGUCAACAAUUCGCAAAACGAUUCUAAUCAAAUAAUUACUUCGGGAGUCUAUUCAAUUAGUUCCUCUCCCGCCAAAUCGGUUAAUAGCAACACUAGUGAUAACGGUAAUAGUUCAUCUAAACAGCAGCAGCAACAAACAUCAUCAACAUCAUCUCAGGAUUUAUCAUCACCGGAUACUACGAAAAAAUCGGGAUCCAGACGUCCGGAGAAACCGGCACUCAGCUAUAUUAACAUGAUUGCAAUGGCCAUAAAAGAAUCGCCCACCGGAAAAUUGACUCUGAGUGAAAUUUAUAGUUUUCUGCAGAAGAGAUUUGAUUUCUUUCGUGGUCCUUAUGUGGGCUGGAAAAACUCUGUGCGUCAUAAUUUGAGUUUAAACGAGUGUUUUAAGAAGUUGCCCAAGGGUAUGGGUGUGGGAAAACCAGGCAAAGGCAAUUAUUGGACCAUAGAGCAAAACUCUGCCUAUAUGUUUGAAGAUGAGGGAAGUUUGAGGAGAAGACCCAGAGGUUACAGAUCUAAAUUGAAGGUUAAACCUUAUGCAGCGGCAAAUGGUUUUUAUGCCACUGGGUCCUAUGAUACAGGAAUGGACAAUCCCAAUUUCUAUGCUUCUCAGGCAUUUACCUCCUACGAUUAUCCAUCGGCCACAGCUGCGGGUGGCUUUAGUGAUGCUUGGACUCCACAUGGUCACAGUCAUGGCCAAAAUACUCUACCUCAGUAUUCUAAUAUAGCGGUCUCCUCAGCUUUACAAAAUAAUAAUAGUCCUACACCACCCCUGGCUCAUGCCAUUUCAAAUGUGUCGACCAGUAGUUCAUCGCCCGCCCCCUCAGUAUCAGCCGGCUCCAUAGUAACGGCGUCAGCUUUGCAAUCAAACGCCGGUUUGGAUUAUGCUACAGCUUCACUAGUAGCAGCCGGCAACGGCUACAAUCCAUAUGGUUCUUCGCCAACAGGCGCCACUUACAACAUAGACAAUGGUUUGCGUUCAAUGUCCUUAACACAAAUGUCUUCAUUGUCAUCAUCACACCAUCAUCACCAACAUCAUACUCACCAUCAUCACCAAAAUACACAUCACAAUUCGUCCAUGACACCACCACCAUCUUUGCCCCCCACCUCAUCGUCCUCAAAUUUGCCACCCACAUCUUCAUCAGCCUCGACAACGUCAUCCUCAUCUUCAGCAGCAGCAUCACAUUUAAUUGAUCGUAAACCGAUUUAUUUGCCUCGAAUGACCCCACCUUCCGGCACAAUAUCGACACCGCCACUGCAUCAACAGCAUUUAAGUGUGGGUGGUUCAAAUAGUUCGGGUGGCGGCAGUAGUGGUGAUGGAGGUUCUUCGUAUUACGAACACAUUAAAUAUUCAAACUAAUUACGAAUAGAAGUAGUAAUUACAUAUUUUUUAUUUCCUUUUUUAUUAAUUAUUUGUAGUUUUUUUUCUUUCCAAAUACUUAUACAUAUUACAUUGUAUGUAUGUUUAAAUUUAAACAGCUAGAGUUGCCAAAAACAAAAAUAAUAAUCUCAAAAUUUUAAGAAAAUAUUUUA
This is a messenger RNA of Calliphora vicina (urban bluebottle blowfly), 2360 nucleotides long. RefSeq names its product biniou (gene bin). The record is from RefSeq and is a predicted model, not a curated record. Bases 46 to 2187 code for a protein of 713 amino acids. Gene Ontology annotation, biological process: animal organ morphogenesis; regulation of transcription by RNA polymerase II. NCBI's taxonomy places the organism in Eukaryota, Metazoa, Arthropoda, Insecta, Diptera, Calliphoridae. Gene Ontology annotation, molecular function: RNA polymerase II cis-regulatory region sequence-specific DNA binding; DNA-binding transcription factor activity, RNA polymerase II-specific. Gene Ontology annotation, cellular component: nucleus. The transcript has 4 exons.